Molecule: messenger RNA, 2658 nt
Organism: Mobula hypostoma (lesser devil ray)
Lineage: Eukaryota; Metazoa; Chordata; Chondrichthyes; Myliobatiformes; Myliobatidae
Gene: nptx1l
Product: neuronal pentraxin 1 like
Exons: 5
Coding region: 301-1608 (435 amino acids)
Biological process (GO): axonogenesis involved in innervation
Source: RefSeq, a predicted model, not a curated record
UAGAAACCUCUCUCCACUCUCGCCCUCUCCGCUGAGACCAAAGCAAAGGCUCUGUUAAAAUGUUGGUACGGUUGACGUGGUCGCGAGGCAAGAAAUGGAGCGUUUAAAAUGGGAUUCCACCCAUUUCUGACGUGGCCGUGUGCCGCGCUCCCUCUUGUAUAAAGAGUGGCUGAGCCUAGAGCACCGCGUCAGUGUUCGUGGACAGCUCCGUGGUGCUGAAGUCGCUCCCGUGUAACUCGCGGUCUCGGGCGACGCUUCGCUUCUCCUUUCCCACCUCCCCACUCCUACUCUCCUCGAAAGAUGUCCCGCGGAAUCUUCAGCAGAUACUUCGUCCUCUUCUUCCUCUUGGCCAAAGCGGCGGCGCAAGAAUUCGCCCAGACGCGUUUUAUCUGCACUUCUAUCCCUCUGGAGAUGGAGCCCAUGUGUUCUGCUCCGAUGCAGAACAGCGGUCCGGUGGAGGACAUCAAGGGGACCAUACUCCAGCUCCGGGAAACCAUACUGCAACAGAAAGAGACGAUAAUGAACCAGAAAGAGACCAUCCGGGAGCUCACGGCCAAGCUUAGCAGAUGCGAGAGUCAGAGUCUGUCAGAGCCCUCGGUGAGUGAAACAAGAUCCGCGCAGGGAUUCAGCAUGGAACAGUCAGGGGGCAGUAGAAAUUCCGUGGCAUAUCUCUCUCUAGAUCAAGCGGACACACUAAAUCAAUUUGGACAAACUUUGCAAACACUCAAAGCACGCCUGGAGCAAUUAGAGCAGUACAACCGAGUCAACACCACCGCCCAGACAAACACCUUGAAAGACCUCCUGCAGAACAAGAUAGACGAUUUGGAGAGGCAGGUUCUGUCCCGGGUCAACAGCCUGGAAGAAACAAAAAACCUGGUGAGGAACGACACGACGGAGAAUCGGGGCAAGAUUGAGAACGCUCUCAACUCUCUUCACCAAAGGAUCAGCGAUUUGGAGAAAGGGCAGAAGAAUUCCAGGCCGACUGAUAAAUUCCAGAUCACAUUUCCCCUGAGAACAAACUACAUGUACGCCAAGGUGAAGAAGAGCCUGCCCGAGAUGUACGCCAUGACCGUCUGCAUGUGGCUCAAGUCGAACGCCUCUCCGGGCGUCGGCACCCCGUUCUCCUACGCCGUCCCGGGACAAGCGAACGAGCUGGUGCUCAUCGAGUGGGGCAACAAUCCGAUGGAGAUUCUAAUCAACGACAAGGUGGCGAAACUCCCUUUCGUUAUCAAUGAUGGAAAAUGGCAUCACAUCUGCGUUACCUGGUCCACAAGAGAUGGCGUCUGGGAGGCAUAUCAAGAUGGCAUGAAGAGAGGGAAUGGUGAAAACCUAGCACCGUGGCAUCCCAUUAAACCAGGUGGCAUCAUGGUUCUGGGCCAAGAGCAGGACAUGUUAGGAGGUGGGUUUGAUGCCACACAGGCCUUUGUGGGCGAGAUGUCGCAUUUCCACAUGUGGGACAGGGUCCUGACUCCCGGAGAAGUCUACAGCCUGGCCAACUGUAGCACCAAGACCCUGGUGGGCAAUGUCAUUGCGUGGACUGAAGCCAACGUGGACAUCUACGGCGGCGCCACCAAGUGGACAUUUGAAGCCUGCCGCCAGAUUAAUUAAUUAGUGAAGGGACUCUCUCUUUUACGACUCCAAAAUCAAAUUUCUUUUUUCAGGAAUGAAACGUAAAAGAAUUUUGUGCAAAAAAUUACUUAAGUUCGUAAAGUAUUUACAAUACCUUGCCAUGACAACUGGAUCAUGCUUCUCAGGCCUAAUAUAGAGGGAGUAUCAAAAAGAUUUUCUUCGAACUUCCGCUAACAGCAGAUGACCCGAGGAAAGCAAUGUGCUUUAAAUACCCGCUGGUGUGUUUACUUGAUGCCAAUAAGCCCGAGUGCCUUUGGCAGGUACGAAAUGCAACAAGUAGUUUCUCUUUUCUCAUUUCCGUUUGCAUAAGUCAAAACAAAACCCACAUUAUUUGAGAUAAUUGCGUUAUAGGAACACAUCUUGUUAAUGCUAUGGCUAUGUACGCGUAUUUCAAAAUACACUCGAGUAUCAACCAAGACAUGGCUAAAUAUGUCGAACAUGUACUGGUAAAUUGAAGGUGUAGAAUAAAGUGGAAGUAUUUUUUUAAAGGAACAUUCCAUCCUAUCACAUCAUUUGCUUACAGCAUGGCAACUCAAUAAUGUGUGCGUUUAUUUUGAACAGCCGUUCUUCCAGCUGGACAUCGCCAGAGGGAAUAAAGAACAAACGAAAUGUCGCGCCCUCUAGCGACAAGUAUUUUUUACAAGAAAAGAAAUUUUGCAAAUGUACGAAGAUUUUUAUUGAAUUUGAUGCCUGAAUGAGGACCUUUUUCCCAAAAAAAAUAUUUAGAUGAUAAAAUAUUGUUUUUGCCAAACAUUGGUUCUUUGCAAGUCAAAUAUUUAUAAAUGUAAAUAUUGUACACUAGGAAGUUCUAUAUACUGUACCAGAAUCUAUUACACCGAAGCCAAAGCUUUAAAUAUUCCAACUCCAGAUCCACAUCCAACAGUAAAUCUCAUUUCUGGAUAGCGUACGAUUAGAGAUUACAUUAUGCAACCAUUUCUUAAGAAAGCGCCGUUUUUAUGUCAUUUAUGCUUUUUUUUCAUUUAAUGCAAAUGUGACAUGUACUGUCAGUUUUAUUUUUACACAAUAAAG